GCAGAGAGCAAAGCCACAUAAAAUCAAGAACAAGAUUUGUCUCACCCCACCAAUGGCAAAACGAGAGGCAAAGAGGAAUUGAAGAAGAUGAAGUUUCAACUCACCGGCCUCAUUAAGCCACACGAUUCUAUAUCCCCUUCUAUCUACUUUCUUUCUCAACUCCCUUGACCCACAUUUUCCCCUGUGUUCAUCUUUCAGAAUCUCCAUGAUGAAAGGCUUUUGAAGCUUUUUCCCUCAUUAUUGUCAUUAACUAGGAUUCAAUUCACAAUGUUAUCGGUUUGCUCGGCGACCCCUAGCUGUUCUUCUCAAUCUAAGAUUACUUUCCAUGGUGGACUGAGACCCUUGCUCCCAUUCCAAAAGGAUAUUCAAGUUGGCAGCCAUGCUACAGCAGAUGGGAGCUUCACAGGCUUGCUUCGAGGAACUCAAUUCCAUGGAGGUUUUCAUAAAGCUUUCACCACAAGAUCAUCAUUCUCUAAUUUGACUAUGAAUGCUCAAAACCCAUUAUCCAUAGGUGGAGUGAAAUAUGUAGAGAAUUCCAGUUUAUCUGCGGGAGAAGAGACACUCCAUGUUUCUGGACUACCUGGUGAAAUUACUUCAGUUCAAGUUUUAACUGUAGAGCAUGAAACUGGGUUAACUGAUAAAAUUGCAUCCGAUAAAAUGCUCUUUGUAGCUGACUCCCUAAAUGUGGAUAACAAUUCAGUUUCUAAUUUGAAAGCAAGUGCAGAGGAUUUUUUGGAUCGCGUCAGUGAGUCCUUUAAUGCCUCUAUACAACAAGGGGAAAACACUAUUGAGAAAUCAUUGGAUACUAUUAACUCAUCGAUAUCAGCGUUGAUUAAACGGGGCAAUCAAAGUGUAGAUGAUGCCUUCAAUAGUAUAUUUUCAUCUGUUGAUCAGAUUGGGGAACAAGGUAGUAAUGGACUCACCAACUUUUCAACUGGGCUCAAGGAAGGAUCAAUUAAAGCUUCUGUUUCUGCAAUCAAUUUACUGAGACAUGCCGUUGUUGCAAUUGAGGAUUCUCUGAUAAAUGCAACUUCAUUUGUUGUCUACUCCUAUGGGUCAGUGAAGGAACUCUUUCCUCCUGAAAUUAGGAAUGCUUUAAGUUCGUCCGAGCAAAGAGCAGCUGAAAUCUUAAGUCCUGUCAGGACUGGUUUUCAACAGAUUUACCUUACUGUUGAGAGUUUGGAGAAAAUCAUUGGCUUAGAUCCAAGUGAUCCGCUCGUUCCAUUUAUACUCCUCCUUGGAAGCUCUGUCACUCUGUGGAUUUUCUAUUGGACAAGGACAUAUGGUGGUUAUUCUGGAGAUUUAUCUCCUCAAGCAACUUUGGAGCUUCUGAAAGGAUCUGAUAAUGCUGUUCUUAUUGAUGUCCGGCCUGAGGAUUUGAGAGAAAAAGAUGGCAUUCCUGAUCUAAGACGUGGAGCACGAGCUCGCUAUGCAAGUGUAACUCUACCAGAGGUUGAUGGCUCUAUACGGAAGUUAGUAUCAAGUGGAAGGGACCUUGAUGACACUUUACUUGCUUCUGUCAUCCGGAACUUAAAGAUUGUUCAGGACAGGUCCAAGGUUAUCGUCAUGGAUGCCAAUGGUACAGGUUCUAAAAACAUUGCUAGAUCAUUGAGAAAACUUGGGGUCAAGAAACCAUACUUGAUCCAAGGUGGAUUUCAGUCCUGGGUGAAACAGGGCCUCCGCAUCAAGGAGCUCAAACCCGAAACGGCACUUAGCAUACUGAAUGAGGAAGCUGAGGCAAUCCUGCAGGAAAUAAAUCCGUCUCCUGUACAAGUUCUGGGUUAUGGUUUGGGUCUCGCUGCCACUUUGUAUGCUUUACUAGAGUGGGAGACUUCGCUACAAAUAAUUGGCAUCAUUGGCAUUAGUCAGACAAUUUAUCGGCGAGUUGCAUCUUAUGAAAAUGCUGAAGAUUUGAACAAAGAUUUCAGGCUGUUAUUUAUUCCAGUCAGUCUUGGAGCUCAGGCAUUAUCGUGGGCUGCUGGGAAACUGGAGACGAACGGCAUUGGACUACCAACGUCUCCUUCCUCCUCGGAUGUUCAAAACAGGGUGUUGCAGGCCGCUGCAAAGCACGAAUCUCAGCCUUCGGUCGAUGAAGGUAUCCAAAACAGACCGCCCGAGGCAACAAUUCCAGUCAGUGAGGGUAUAGAUCUUUCUGAGGCAUAGAACAAUGUUUUCUGGCGGUACAUAAUGCUUGUUAAUGAAAGUCCCUUCUUCUGAACUUGAUUGUUGAUCCAACUAUACUAACAGUAUAACAAGUUUGAAAUGGAUGGCUGCUUUGCUCAGCUACUCAAGAAAUAUCGUAAGCUGAUACCUCUGCCUUCUCUCUCUCUCAUAAAAGAUGUAGAGUCCUUUGCAUAUACUAAAUCAAUGUUGACUUGCAGUA
Molecule: messenger RNA, 2383 nt
Organism: Benincasa hispida (wax gourd)
Lineage: Eukaryota; Viridiplantae; Streptophyta; Magnoliopsida; Cucurbitales; Cucurbitaceae
Product: Rhodanese/Cell cycle control phosphatase superfamily protein
Biological process (GO): regulation of stomatal closure; cellular response to calcium ion; de-etiolation
Source: RefSeq, a predicted model, not a curated record